AUGAACACGGAGGAUUACAAGAAAGAGAUUCUGAGGCAACUUAGUGAUGGAAAAUAUUAUGAAAAACUUAAACAAGAUCCUAAAGAUAAUAUUCUUAAGAAUAUAUCUACAUGUAUUGAAAGUAUAGAAGAGACAAAUAGUAAUGUAACUAAGGAAUUUGACAUGUUUCCAGAGUCUGUUAGAACUCUGGUAUUUUACGUGCUGCCGAAAAUACAUAAGACUCCCGACAGCAACCUACCGCUAAAUUAUCCCGGGCGACCCAUUGUGUCGGCAUGCAGCUCGCCCACGGAGAACAUUUCAAAAUAUCUUGAUUAUAUACUCAAACCGCACAUGAUAAACUUACCGUCUUAUAUUAAAGACACAACUGACUUUAUUGAAAAGAUUAAAAGUUUCAAAUUCAAAAGUAAGGCUACUUAUUUAGUGACACUAGAUGUUUCUUCUCUAUACACAAACAUACCGCACAGCGACGGAAUAGACGCAUGUAAAUAUUUUUUGGACGAGCAUUGUCAUGGAAGAUUGAAAUGUGACGAUGUCGCAAACCUCAUUAAACUUGUUCUGCAAAAUAAUUAUUUCAAAUUUGAUGAAGAUUUUUAUCUCCAAAAAAUGGGUACUGCGAUGGGCAGCUCAAUGGCACCAUCAUACGCAUCGUUAUUUAUGGGAAAAUUUGAACAAGACUUCCUUAGAAAUCGAGAUCUACAACCGACACUUUGGCUGCGUUUCCUGGAUGAUAUUUUUAUGGUGUGGGAUCAUUCCUUGGAAGAACUAGAACUUUUCAUCAGAGAGUUAAACAGUUUUCAUCCUGACAUAAAGUUUACGCAUACUAUUUCACAAGAUUCGCUCUCGUUUCUAGAUGUAAAUAUAUCCAAGGGAGAGAAUUUAUGUGUUGAAACUAACAUAUAUGUGAAAGAAACUAAUAACCACCAGUACCUGGACUAUACAUCAUGUCAUCCCAAACAAUGUAAAAACGGUAUUCCGUAUAGUCAAGCAAAACGCUAUAGACGUAUAAUAUCAGAUGAUGACAAGUUCAAACAUUCAUUAUCACAGCUUCGUGAAUUCUUCGUUGACAGAGGUUACCCACAUGAUGCGUUAGACCAUGCCUUCCAAAAAGUAGUCAAUAUAUCUCAGCAAGAAGCUUUACAGACUCAAGUUGGGGACAAAAAUAGUGUAAUUCCUUUUACUAUUGUGUAUGAUCCAGCACUUCCACGUAUUGGUAACACUAUUAAUAAAUACUGGAGUAUUUUGAACCUAUCAAAAAGCUUUACAACUAAAUCCAUUUAUGAGAACUGUAAACCUGUUGUUGCCUAUAGACGUCCGAAAAAUUUACAAGACUAUUUGAUAAGUUCAGAGUUCAAUAAGCAAAGUGAUAAACUUUAUCUCUCACAGAGAUGUAAUGGUAGCCGAUGUUCGCAUUGUACCAAUAUCGAAACAGGUUCAGAAUUUACCAGUCAAAUGACUGGUCAAGCAUACAGUUUACAUCAUAACAUAUAUAAGUUCCUUAUAUGGAAUGAGGUAUGUUUGUAUGUAGAUGGAUGUAUCAGUUCCAUAUACGGAAUAAGUGGCGGUCAGUAA
Molecule: messenger RNA, 1569 nt
Organism: Mercenaria mercenaria
Lineage: Eukaryota; Metazoa; Mollusca; Bivalvia; Venerida; Veneridae
Exons: 3
Coding region: 1-1569 (522 amino acids)
Source: RefSeq, a predicted model, not a curated record